Messenger RNA from Meira miltonrushii, 2609 nucleotides. RefSeq lists its product as uncharacterized. The transcript has a single exon. The record is from RefSeq and is a predicted model, not a curated record. The coding region runs from base 149 to 2536 and encodes 795 amino acids. NCBI's taxonomy places the organism in Eukaryota, Fungi, Basidiomycota, Exobasidiomycetes, Exobasidiales, Brachybasidiaceae.
CAAACAUUUCAUAUACGACCUUCAACAACAAAGACAAUAUUCAAUGAUUAUCCGGUCCUUUCAAACUCUUAUAUGAUCAACAGAAAGCAGAGCACCGUUCGCUCUUGCUAGGGAACAAAUUAAGAAGUGAACGCAAAUCGAAGUCAGAAUGCGUUCCUUCAGUUCCCUCAUACGCCAGUCAAGGCGAAGAGGUCGACCACCGAACGGAAUAGUGAGAUAUGCAUGGGAUAGCGAAUAUAACGAUCCAUGCAAGGCUAAAAAAGCGAUCUUCUAUCAGCAAUCGACUAGUAUGACCAGCAUCAGAAAUGGAGAAUGUUCGACUUCAGUAGUACGUGAUGAUAUUUCACAAAGCCGAGGUAGGAUACGAACUAUUCAUAGCACCGGAAUACAUCCCAAACCACCGCCAUCUACAAUGUCAAAUGGACGAAUCUAUUCAAUAGAAACUGCGCUACCUGGCACUGAUCAUUCUCACCCAUAUAUCCCGGAUGGUUCGCAAAUUCUGACGGAAUGGAGGCUGCUGGAACGUAGACUAUUGGAAUCAGAUCGAAAAGGGAAAUCGAGAGAAAUCGAAAAUAACAAUUCUUUACCCAAUACUUCACCUCAAUCGAGCACAAAGCUAGAUCCGAAGUUCUUCAGCGAGAACGAGAGACCUUCACUUACCAUCACACUUGAGGAUGAAGAUUUACAAGAAUCUCUCAUUGCAGACGAAUCAGAUCGUAUUGAUAGGAAGGUUGCUUUCAAACCACUUUGGACAGCAUCGGUCGACCAAAGUGUAAUGCGCGAAUGCAUACAAAGUGCCAUCGAUGAAGUGCGUAAAGGUGAAAGCGAUAUAGACACAUUGGCGACGAAAAUGCUACAAUCAAUCGAAAACGCAAGCGAGGCAAAGACAGACAUAAUCUCCAUACCACGUUCUCUGCGAUUGGAGGAAUUGAGAAUGUUACUGCUGUCAGCGUGGAUAUCUAUCACAUCUGAAAAGAUCGAUCUUGCGCAGUCACAUAAUGUACCUGCGUAUCUUUUCCUGACUCAAGAGAUGUACUUUUCGACUGCACCUGUUGCAGAACUUGCCAAAGGUGUCGAUCAAGAAUAUGCACGAAGUGUCAUGGCAGUCCAACGAGCAACACUAUUCAGAUUGUUUGGAGUAAUGUUUCACCUUUCCCAAUCGGAACUGAAAAUCAGUUCCAAAACACGGAUAGAGGCCCUCCUGCUGUGCUCAAAGUUGACAUGCGAUCCAAGGCUAAGACCAGCACAAGUGCAGUAUUUUACAAGAAAGGUUCUGGGUCGUCUACGAGCAUGGGUGGAAAAGAAGGAUGAUUGCGUCAGUUCAUCUCGUUUGUGGUGCGACUUACGCGACAUGCUUUUCGAUCUGAUGGGUAGAGGACUUAUUCAAAGCUGCCCUUUACCUAAAGAUGGAUCAGAACAGAUGGAUGUCAAAGACGAGAUCUCAAAUCCUAUCACCAACUUCUUAUUGUGUUGCAGCAAGACUAUCGGUAACGGACUUGGACCAGAGGCACUAGCCUAUCACACAUUGCUAGCGAUGGCACAACGUGCUUCUAUCGGAAGAGAAGAAUUUGGAUCCAACGAAAAGAGGGCAAUUGCCAGCACUCCAGAAGAGGUGGAAAUGAUGAUAGCUGAAUUGAUGCGAGGUAAUGAUCCGAGAACAGCAUACCAGCUCUACAGCCUAACGCCGUCUAGCCUACGUUCGAUUGACAGUACUUGUCGUUUGAUGCGUCAUUAUGGCAAUGCACCUCUGUGCUUUUCAUCACAACCUUCCAGUGCUCAAGACUCUAGGUGGGGUAGCGGUCGGACAAGUAGAGCAUUGAUGGCAGAUAUAUCUUCAAAGCUUUCUCAACUUCGCGGUGCUGAUCGUGAAGACUGUUUGAGAAAUUUGGCACACGCUCGUUUCGCCUAUUGCGCAGAUCGAGGAUUAGCUGGACGGGCAAUGGACGAAUUGAGAGACUUUGUCGAAGUUAAAGGAGGUAAAAGCCAAACUGAGACGCUCAUCGAGCUAGGUGAGCCGGUCUACUGUCACUUUAUUCGAUCACUGGCGCAUGGUAAAUGGUGGUCAAGUGCAAAAGAGUAUGCUUUCCGAUUGAGCAAGUACCAAACACCGUCUGGAGUCAGAGUUCUGGAUGAAAGUAAUCGAGUCAAGAUGCUGAACAUCUUGCUGUCUUCUUAUUUGUGGCCAAUGAAAAGUGGUAAAGAAGAUGAACUUUAUAUCCCGCACCUACAGACCGCUUCAUCAAAUGGAAAGGGUGACUUGAGUCGAUGGACAAGAACGUGGAGUGCUAUGUCAAUAGUCAAGAAUUUCUGUGAGGAGACAGGUGUUAUACCUGAUGAGAAGAGUGCAGAAUACCUGAUCUUCUCAUUUCGCCAAUGCAAUCAAAGGAGAGUUUCCAAAAAAGUUCUCGAUGAAGUGACAUCGAUGCAUGAAUGGAAUUGGCAAAAGAAAGGAGUACAAGGAGUUUUGGAAAGGAUAGAAGCAAUCGUGCAAGCAGGAAGAGACGAUGACAUUGAAAGGAAGAAGUCGAAUGAGUAAGAGACAUGCAUUACCGUGUAUUCCAAUUUGUAAUUUUAGACAACUUAUUCAUUUUUACCAAUGUACAACAUGA